AUGACUCGGCCAAGGGUUCCCGAUGACAAGCGUCUACGCAUUGCUCAGGCAUGCGGAUUUUGUAAGACUAGAAAACAAAAGUGUGACGGAAAGGUUCCUUGUAGCCUCUGUAUACGCAAGAAAAAUGCAGACAACUGCGUCUACAAUCCAGCGCAUCGCAGGAAUGCCGGCGUUGCAAGCAAGCGACAACGAGCGGAAGAAGAGGCCUCCUUAGCUGCUUCAGUCUCUCCAAGAGCAAAAUCAGACUCGCCAAAAAGUCCUUGUUUGGAAGCCGACACACCAGUGUCUACCACAACCGUUCUAACCCCUUCCAGCGCACAUAACGGGUUUGGCUCUCAUUUUGGAUAUAGUCCAGAGGCAUGUGUCGUCUCAACACCCAAAAAUGAUCCAAUACAAUCACGACCAUCGUCCAACACCUCACACCAGGUGGAUUGGGGUGCAUCUGUCGACGAAUCGUGGAGUAAUCAACUUCUAGAAGGCGUCAACUCUUGGAGAGAUGUCUGCAUUCCUUCACAUCUUUACGCCACGGAACGCAUGCUUGGAUUGCCACUGCCGGAAGGUGACACUACAAAUCUACUGGGAUGUUCCAGCCACUUGGCAUAUCUCGAUGCUUUGCGAAAUGUUCUUGAGGUUACUGGCAUGCCCAACCCAUUACAUAGACCUUUUGAUGCACGCUUCAGGCUUAUGGAGCUCCCGCCAACUUUCAAACAGCCCUCGGUAACGUUACCGGUGCCACUACCUCCAGAGAGACAGCUAUAUCAUCUCGUCGAGGCGUUCUUGAUCAAUACCCAAGGCUUGAUACAAGUCUUUGACGAAGAAGCUACUUUGAACCUGACUGCACUGAAGAUAAUUUCAGAUGGCAAUCAGGACACAAAGGGCCUCGUACUUCUCUACCUGGUGGUAGCGAUAGGGCUCGUUAUGGCCGGGCCCACAGCCGAGUCUUACGGGCUUGAGCUGGACCCAGAAGCAUAUUUUCAAAGCGUCGAGGCACUCAUCAGCACUCUGACCAAGGAUAUAUGGGCAGUACGAGUUCUUUUAUUAAAGGCCAUGUAUGCCUUGGCCGUAGUGCGGAGGAACGAGGGCUAUGAAUUUAUUGGUCGCGCCGGCUUGCUUGCACAGCAGCUCGGAAUGCACCGAGAGGAGCAAAUUCUCAUGCGAUACGAUGAGAUAAUGAAGAACGGGAGGCCUUGGAGCUUCAAUGUCAACAUUGGCAGACUAAGGAGAAACGUCUGGCGAAGCCUACUUCUGUUGGAUCGCUUCGUGGCUGCUCAACUGGGUCGACCGCCAGUAGUAGCCGACGUGGUUGCUUUUCCAGCACCACCCGAGGAUGCUAAUGGCGAUCUUACCAGCCUCGCGCCAAGUAUCCGUGGGGUUGAGAUGUUAAGCAGAAUUCUCUUGGGAAUCUACAACAAGCCGGAGACAUCAGCAGUGGAAGCGGCUGAGAUUGCCGGCCAAGAUGCCGACUGGCCUUACAUGAAUGAAAAACCAGCCAUCAUCUUCCCCUCUUCUCAGUCGCCGCCAGCCACGCCUGCAGAACUGCAGCGCUGCGCCAUCCACAAUCUUCACUACAGACUGUUGCAGCUACAUUCUGUCAUUCUUUUGGGCCGGCCGUUCAUGCUCUUCGACGCCCAUAUCAAGGGUUAUGACACUCAUCCCCUGUCUGGUGGAGGAGAAAAAUUCCCCCGCGACGCAAUAGAGGCAUCUUACAAGUCCAUCGCGAUUGUUUGGAGUGCAAUGGAGGAGAGGUUUCUAUCCAGGUGCAAUCCUUUCAUAGUCUACUGCAUGACCUCGGCCAUUCUCAUCGUGCUUAGCCAAGAGAUUUCAUCCGAAACGUGGAAGCGCAGCGCGGACCCUAUAUUACGUGGUGACGGACAAGUCAUGGCCAUGCAGAAGGCUAUCGCAGUACUUGAGUACAUGGCGGAGCGUGAGCCACAGAGUAAACAUAUGCUGGGAAUAUUUAGGUAUUUAUGCAGCAAGUGCAAGAAUCCCCAGCUCGCAUCGUUAUCUCAUGGAAAUGCUAUGCCACCGACACCAGAAGUCUUGGACUCGCCAGUCGAGCCUGCCGGGUCACUACCUUCCCGAACACAAUAUGUGCCGCCGUCAAAUCAUGGCCAAGGAACCAGCGUGUUCUCGGAACGGACAAAGAGCGGGCUGGAGGGACCCCUGGAAAUCUUAGGUAGCUUAACAGGUUGA
Pyricularia pennisetigena is the source of this 2193-nucleotide messenger RNA. RefSeq lists its product as uncharacterized. NCBI's taxonomy places the organism in Eukaryota, Fungi, Ascomycota, Sordariomycetes, Magnaporthales, Pyriculariaceae. The record is from RefSeq and is a predicted model, not a curated record. The transcript has 7 exons. Gene Ontology annotation, molecular function: DNA-binding transcription factor activity, RNA polymerase II-specific; RNA polymerase II cis-regulatory region sequence-specific DNA binding; zinc ion binding. The coding region runs from base 1 to 2193 and encodes 730 amino acids. Gene Ontology annotation, cellular component: nucleus. Gene Ontology annotation, biological process: positive regulation of transcription from RNA polymerase II promoter by galactose; DNA-templated transcription.